UUUCCCACAGAUUUUUAGAGGCAACACCUUCGCGUCCUGACCCCAAACUGCAGGUUGCAUUGGUUCACAGCAUGACUGUUGCCACAGGCGACCCAGUUGAUGAAGCCGCAGCUCUCCCGGGUCAGCCACAGGACACGUAUGACCCGGAACCAGACCAUGAGUGCUGCGAAAGGGUGGUCAUUAAUAUCUCUGGCCUGCGUUUUGAGACGCAGCUCAAAACUCUGUCCCAGUUCCCAGAGACAUUGCUCGGGGACCAAAAGAGAAUGCGCUACUUUGACCCCCUGAGGAACGAGUACUUCUUCGACAGAAACCGCCCAAGUUUUGAUGCCAUUCUCUAUUACUACCAGUCAGGCGGCAGGCUGCGGAGACCUGUCAAUGUGACACUGGAUAUUUUUUCUGAGGAGAUACGUUUUUACGAGCUCGGGGAAGAAGCCAUUGAGAUGUUCAGGGAGGAUGAAGGAUUUAUUAAGGAGGAGGAGAAACUCCUGCCAGAAAAUGAGUUUCAGAGGCAGGUGUGGCUGCUCUUUGAGUACCCUGAGAGUUCAGGGCCUGCCCGGAUUAUUGCCAUCAUUUCCGUCAUGGUCAUCCUCAUAUCUAUAGUCAGUUUUUGCCUGGAGACACUUCCCGUGUUUCGCAGUGAGGAACUGGACCCCCACAAAACGUCCAGGAGCUCCAACUCAACAAGCAGCUACACCUCCACCUACUUUACUGACCCCUUCUUCAUCCUGGAGACCCUUUGCAUCAUAUGGUUCUCCUUUGAGUUCCUGGUGCGUUUCUUUGCAUGUCCCAGCAAAGCGGGCUUCUUUGUCAAUAUCAUGAACAUCAUUGAUAUCGUGGCUAUAAUACCUUACUUUAUCACCUUGGGCACCGAGCUAGCAGAGAAGCCGGAGGAUGGUCAGCAAGGCCAGCAAGCCAUGUCACUUGCCAUUUUGAGGGUCAUCAGAUUAGUGCGAGUCUUCAGGAUCUUCAAACUGUCCCGGCACUCGAAAGGGCUGCAGAUUCUCGGGCAAACGCUUAAGGCCAGCAUGAGGGAGCUCGGUCUGCUCAUCUUCUUUCUCUUCAUCGGAGUCAUCCUGUUUUCCAGUGCCGUCUACUUCGCCGAGGCGGAUGAGGCUGACUCGCAGUUUAUUAGCAUCCCUGAUGCUUUCUGGUGGGCCGUAGUCACCAUGACGACUGUAGGGUACGGUGACAUGGUUCCAACGACCAUCGGAGGCAAGAUUGUGGGAUCCCUGUGCGCUAUCGCUGGUGUGCUGACCAUCGCCUUGCCCGUGCCCGUCAUAGUCUCCAACUUCAACUACUUCUACCACAGAGAGACAGAGGGUGAGGAACAAGCCCAGUACCUUAACGUGACCAGCGUCCCCAAGAUAGACUCCUCUGAGGACCUCAAAAAGAGCCGCAGCGGGUCAACCAUGAGCAAGUCUGACUACAUGGAGAUCCAAGAAGCUGUGAACAACAGCAAUGAGGACUUUCGAGAGGAGAACAUCAAGACCGGCAACUGCACCCUAACCAACACUAACUAUGUUAACAUCACCAAAAUGCUUACAGAUGUAUAACCGCAUUGAACUGCCUUGACGAAGAAGGUGAGAUGAAGUAGGGGAUUGCAACCCCCCCCCCUCCUCGGUUUUGAAGGCUUCAGUCGCCUCAUGCAAGAGUUUCAAGACGGGAGAAUUGAAAUGUGUCCAUUUGAGCGAAGGAUCGGUAAAGAAGACCUCUCCAUCAUUCCAUCCUCAUCAUUCCCUGUCACAAGUUCUGGAAAACUUGAUCGGCGGAGGACGUUGUUUUGCAUCCUCGUGUUCAGUGUCUGCAUGGAGUUUGUCUUUUCUAUGUGACUGUUCUAGUAGUCGUUCUGCUUGCAACAGUAGCCAAAUCGUAGCCUAACCUAUAGAUGCAAGCGUUACAUAAGAGGGACCAAUUCCUACUCCCAUUUGCCCAUUCACUGCCAACCUGAGGACCCCUUGAGUGUAUUUGUACCUGGGAAGAACAGCAAUUUUGUCACUCCAAAUUGAUAAGUGGCUUUAAAACACGGAGGAGUUGAUGUAUAUUCGUGAAGAAUCACCACGGAGGAUGUAUUUUUCUGUGAAUGCACAAAACGCUGCCUGUCCUGCCAGCCGCAAUAGCGUACCACGUGAGGUAUCUAAAAUUGUUACAUUCCAUCUUGUGAUGGAGAAAUACAUGCAUGACCGAUAUCGGGGGCUUGAAAAGUCGGUUAAACUGCCACUUUUCUCUAUCUCUACGACCAUUUUUCCCUCUUUUGCUGCCUAGGAUCUCAGUGUGUCCCAUGUUAGAGUUAACAGACCUGAAAUAGGAACGACGGUUGUUUUGAAGUCGCCCAUUUUUCCAUCGUCGUCAUUCCACUAUACUGCAUGAGCAGCUGCCCUCCAUUGCAUCAUUUCCUCAUGUCACUUACUUUUCCCAGCAUUGUAAACUUCCGAGCAUUCCAUGUGUAUGAGAAAUGUCUUUUGUAACAACGAUCUACCCCUACAAAGCGCCUGACAGGGGCUGCGGGAGUGUAGAUAUUUUACUGUGACAUUGCAGCCAACAACAGCAAAACUCACUAAGUCAGGUCACCAAAGAUGAAGUUCACUGCCGUUAUUAAAUGCAUUUUUAUGUUCUUUUUACAUUUUAGUGCCAUUUCAUGGUGCAUCCUGCUCAUAAUAUGAUGCUGGAGAAUUUGGAUAAAACGAUGCUUCCUUGAAUAGCUUUUUGUAAGAGAUGAUAGGAAAUAUUCUACUACUUUUGUGGUGCAUGUCUGGUACACAUUCCUUGUAGCAUGCAUGUAGUAAGAAUGAUACUUACGAAACUAGGAAUAAGUAUUCAUAUCUUUAUCAAUAUAAAUAUUUUUCUCUGUGAGAUUAACGGUAUGUGCAAUAUUAUAAAUGCUUGUUCUUCGUUUUGAGGUCGCAAGAUUUUGCAAAUUGUUUUGUAUGUUAGUAGGCUAAUACAUUAGAUAUAGUGUAAUAGCCAACUUUCAGGGUCGAAUACCAUCAAGGUUGUUCAUAUCUUGGUUUAUGCGGGAA
Puntigrus tetrazona (Sumatra barb) is the source of this 3017-nucleotide messenger RNA. It is a transcript of the gene kcna2b, whose product is annotated as potassium voltage-gated channel, shaker-related subfamily, member 2b. The record is from RefSeq and is a predicted model, not a curated record. Lineage: Eukaryota; Metazoa; Chordata; Actinopteri; Cypriniformes; Cyprinidae. Gene Ontology annotation, molecular function: protein binding; delayed rectifier potassium channel activity. Gene Ontology annotation, cellular component: voltage-gated potassium channel complex; juxtaparanode region of axon; membrane. Gene Ontology annotation, biological process: potassium ion transmembrane transport; protein homooligomerization.